Molecule: messenger RNA, 2576 nt
Organism: Amoebophrya sp. A120
Lineage: Eukaryota; Dinophyceae; Syndiniales; Amoebophryaceae
Source: the annotation of a GenBank genome assembly
CUCACAGUCACACAAUAAAAACAAGCAGACUUCUCACAUCACAACUGGCUCCAGAGGCAAUAAAACCCUCAGGAGUUUUUGGCACACAGUUCCUCUCGUAAAAAAUUAGUAGGUCACAACUCGCUAUGUAGAGUAGUUCAUCCUUUUGGUGUUGUGCCACCAAACAAAAACUCCAAAGAAAAUCUUUACUUCUUUGACGGUUCUAAAAAUUUAAAUAGUAAAAUUCGUCGGCUCUAGCAAAACCCGAAUCGGAAGCAACAAGAUCAUGUCCGACGUUGAGACUGAGCAGGAACAUCAUGAUCCUCACGUCGAUCAUGAUGACGAACACGAAGAAUUUCCCGGAGCCGCGCCUAAGGAGCCCUUGUUCUUCGGGGGCGACCACCGGUCCAGCAACCACAGCCGGUCCAGCUCCCACGGCUCGCACCACAGUCAUCACAGUCACCACAGCAGCCAUCACAGCCACUCCUCGCACGGCUCGCAUGGCUCGCAUGGAGGCGGAGGCGGUUCGGGCAAUCCGAUCACGGACAUGAUCAACAAUAUGAUCUGCUUGCUCUGCGUCCUCCCCUGCAUCUGUCUGUUGAUCAUUAUUGGGUCGAUCGUGUAUUGCUGCAGGGCCUGUUACGGGUACGAAGACAAGCACACUUCGUAUCAAGUGCAAAAAUGUCUGGGUCUGGAAGAGUGUAUUAAACUUGUCAUGCAGAUUUUCCAUGACCUUGACCCAUGAGGUCUGGAAUGCGGGACUUAGCAUGACAGACUCUACUGCAGCGAGGUCUCCGCCAUGCCUAUCCCGCGUGAGAAGGAGCUCCCUUCCAACUCGGACGAAAGUGGGCAGCUUUUGGCACUCAUGCAUCAACACAGAUUUUUUUCAUCGCAUGCUUCAGAUUUACAAGGACCAUGACAAGUUACCACCUUCCAGACCCACUCAUUUUUGCAAUCCAUACUUCGGAGUGUGUGACAACCGAGGUGAACGGGGUAAAGACGACAAAGUGCACCAAUUCCACCUCUGGCGCUCCCGACGACUCGGGUGGUUUCCUGUCUAGCUCUAGCCGCCGCCGCGACGCCAUUUUUUCCGACAGCCGGCGCCGGCGCCGCCGCGAGGCCGAUCAUUUUCUUUCCGCCAGGGUGGAAGACAGCCGGCGGCGUGACAACUCGAGCCGCAGGCGGGACUCCAGCCGCAGGCGGGAUUCCGGCCGGCGCCGGAGCUCCCAUAGCUCGUCUUCGUUUCUGGAAAACCGAGAUCAAGAUUUGCAACUGCAAGACGCGGAAAGCGAAACCAGCUUUCUACAGAAGCUGUACGGCCACUUGUUCAAUAACAAAAAUGGCCGCGAAGAUCAUGACAACACCGAACAAGCACAAGCUUCCGAUCUCGGCCCUGCGAAUUGGGACGACUACGCCGACACAAGAACUGCGGAGCACCAGGGCGCCAGCACGACUGGCACGACAACUGCUGACCGGUUCCUCGAGAAAUUGAAACGGAAAGCGGGCGAGCUUCGGGCGGACGAAGAAGACCACGAAGACGAUGAGACGACCAUGCAGUCCUCUGGUGAACAAAACUCCGAUCAUUUUUCCACGGCUGAGACGGAAGAAGCCGGCCCGUCUUCGUACCUGGAGAAUUGGGAGGAGAAGGCCGACCCGUCUCGUCCCGGGAGGCAGGGUAUACUUGUUUUCUCCGUGAUGUUUCUUUCCGUUUCCACAAAAGUGCUGCAUCCAAAGAAAUUGAAAUCCUGUAUCAAAUAAAAUCCAGCGAUCAAAAAACAAAUUUUGUUCGGAUAUUCGAUCCAAAAAUGUUGAUCUCAGGCACCGACCGACUGGGAGAGGACGGGGACGAGGAGGACGACGAUCGUGCUUCGUCCGUCGAACCCGCGGAAGAUGACGGCAGCUCGGCCGCCGGGGAUGAAGGUGGGGAGAGCGAUGGCGCUGCGCAUUCAGAUUGAGCUGCUCGGCCGUCGGGAGUUGUGGUGCUGCUGUGCAGAUGCAGAAGGAUAAUUUGUUGUUGGUUAAGUAUUACUUAAGACCGAACGGUAGCUUUCAAAAGACCUUUCCACCGAAUGAAUCAAUGGAAACAGUCCACCAGAACAAGAUCGACGUGCUCAACCAGCCACUUGCGCUGGCGAUUCAGCAGCCCUCCUGACGCAGUUUAUACACUCGUUAUGCAAAAAUUUACCUUUUUUUCAUUCCAUAUCCAUUCGUUAGCAUUACUCGUUUCGCACGUUUUUCGAUUCUUUUUCUUGAACUCACAACCUGUAAUAUUUUGUACUCGUUCAUCUCCUGAUUUCUAGUUGUACCCUUAAACAACCCACACCCACCUUAAACAACCCACACUCACGUGUUUCUUUGAUUUUCUUUUUUGCUUUCCGUAACGCAACUUUUUCUCUUGAAUACGCUAAGCGUAAGUCCAUCUUCUCGACGCUUCCUCCCCCCUAACAAAGGCAGACCUUCCUGCCGUUCCUGAUGCGAAGUGUUAUUCCGACGAAAAGGGAGCAACCACGUUAAAGAAUGUAAGUGAGUUGUAAAUCGUCCUUUUUUGCUGAUGUUCUUGUCCCCCACCUCUAUAAGUGCAUAAUUUGAAACGGAAU